AUGAGUCUCGUGUCGUCGAUGUUGAACGUUGGCAAGAGGUGCCUGCCUCGGAAGACACGUCGCGCGGCCGGAGAGGAGUCCGCGCGCGACGAGCGGGCUGCUCCGGCGGAGGGCGAGGAGCAGGGGCCGGGGAGCGGGUCGGGGGCGGCGGAACGCGCGGGGCCUACGCGGAAAUCGAGCGAUCUCGAGCAGUGGGAGCAGGGCGCUGAAGUGGAGGUGUGCGGGGGGCUGAUGAGCCGCCCCGUGCCAGGCGCCAUUCUUCAGUCGGCUUCGGAUGGCAGCAGGGCGGAGAGGAGCAUGCUGGGUCCCGUGUCGGGGACAACUGGCACGACUCCGACGCAGAGCGCCGGUCGCAGCGUGCUCGCCGGGCGCGUGGGGCAGGUCUUGGGCGAGCUGAUCUUCGAGGGAACGACGCAGACGAACGAGGCGAAGGAGCUCGAGGUGGGCAGCGCGACGGGCGGCGACGACAAGGGGGGCCCUGCCGUCGACCCGAGGGACAGAGAGUGUGUCGAGGCCUUCAUGAAGAGCUACAUGGCUGCCAUACAGGCGAACGACAACAAGUGGGCCAACUCCGUCUCCAGCACCCUGUUUGAAGAAAACAUCAGCAUGGUGACCCACGACAACGCGAAGUGGGCGGGCCGCAUGAACGUCGUCCGCCGGCUCAAUCUGGCCAUCGACAACGCCAAGACGCUGCGGGACCGCGCGGGCAACAUGACCGAGGAGGAGGCGCGGCAGAUGGUCCACGUGGACGGACCCACCCCGGUCCGCGGGGGCAAGUGGGAGGUGGUGAUGACGCUGCGGCGCGGGAUCGCGCGGUUCCGCAUGAAGACGGUGCUGCGGACCCGCGGCGGCAAGAUCUUCCGCAUCCGUCAGACGAGGGAGUAG
Molecule: messenger RNA, 885 nt
Organism: Pedinophyceae sp. YPF-701
Lineage: Eukaryota; Viridiplantae; Chlorophyta; Pedinophyceae
Source: the annotation of a GenBank genome assembly